Messenger RNA from Fusarium verticillioides 7600, 2079 nucleotides. RefSeq lists its product as hypothetical. Lineage: Eukaryota; Fungi; Ascomycota; Sordariomycetes; Hypocreales; Nectriaceae. The record is from RefSeq and is a predicted model, not a curated record. The transcript has a single exon. Bases 1 to 2079 code for a protein of 692 amino acids.
AUGAGCGAAACUCCCUUAGUUCUGCGCCCAAAGAACGCAGGGUCUGAGUUUGGUAACUUGCCUUACCAGUACAUACCACUCAGCGCUGGGCAGAUAAGGCUGCUACGCCUCAACGCCGGCCAAGAAGGGGAUCAGUUAAAUGGCGAGCUCAUUGCCAAAAGCUUGGAAGAGCUUCCUCCACGACAAAAAUCAGGCACUGCAGCUCAAGUAGAUCUGUUAGACCCAGAAAAUACGUUUGCUUUGACGCGAUCUCCUAUGUUUGGGGCGAGUCAACCUUCACAGACACCUUCUUCACCCCCCCAGGGAUCCAUCCCCAUAACAGCAUCACUCGCUUCUAUUCUACGGCGGCUUCGCGACGAGGAAAAGUCCCAUAUUUACUGGGCUGAUGGCCUUUGCAUCAAUCAGUCAGAUAUGGCUGAGAAAGAAGUCCAAGUGUCUCUCAUGGGCAUCAUUUACAGCUCUGCCAUAAAGGUUCUGUGCCAUAUUGGCGAAGAAACAGAGAACUCCACCAUUAUACUAGACGCCAUGGAGCGCUAUUGGAAACGAAACAUCCGUCGCGGACUUGUGUUGGGUCAGGGGGACUCCCUUAUGCUCUCCGGAGAGUCAGCCGCAAAGCUCUUGGAUAUCCCAUACCCGACAGAUGAGGAGGCAGAUGCUAUUGAAGAUGUUAAAGGAGGCGAAUGGCCUGCGAGGUAUCUUGAAUUCAUCUCCGCGCCAUGGUUUCACCGUCUUUGGGUCGUGCAAGAGUUUGUCCUUGGACGUCAUGUACUCAUGAUCGUAGGGCGUCGACACAUACCUUGGGGGCGGCUCUGGGUAGGCACUUUAUGGUUCAAAGGAGUCAAAUGGCCAUGGGACCCUGUAAAGUUCACCAACGAGGACCUAGUAAGCCUUUUCACAUCAUACAACUCCAUGUGUCUCGUUCGUUCAACUCGACUCAUCGAUCUCAACACGUCACAUGGCCGUGAGUUUAACGACAUUGCCCAAGCGCUCCUUAAUGGACUCGAGAUGAAUCAAGUAAGUUUGUCAGUAAGCAUGGUGCUCUUUUCCUCCCACGGCUGCAGUGUGCCGCGAGACCGCUAUUUUGGUAUUCUCGGCAUGGUGGUUGAGCACGACAAAGAGAAAGCACUCAGUCUUCGGCCUGAUUAUACUUGCCCGAUGAGGGACAUAACAAUGCGAUUCUGGAAAUAUGCAUUGCAGACCCAUGCAGGAGGAUCGCUCCUGCUUUGCGCUGGUCUACCUGGUCGUGCCGAAGAAUACCCUUCUUGGAUACGAGAUCUUUCUGCACCAAAACCGAUGAAGCAUGUCUGGAUGGGGCGUCCGGUAUGUACUCCAGGGCAUGCGGCAGGGGGGCCAGCAGACACGUGGUCUAUAUGCUUCAGUAAAGAUGAUAAUGAUCAGUGUUUUGUCCAAGGUUUCCAUAUCGACGAUAUUACAGACAUGUCGCCCAAUGGGGCUUCUGAUCCUUUCAACUUGGUUGCACUGGCUCUCUGGAUUCAAGAAGCGUUCAACUUCUUCACCGGGCCUGAAUCGUCAGUCGGUGACUUAGAUCCACUUCAUCCUCUAACUUCUGAUCCUGUUCGCGAAGCGGCUCUGAAGGUAAUGCUGGAUUACAACGAACAAGACACCAUGAGCCCCGAUGACAAAGAAUUCAAGGCCUUGUUGCGUAUGGGAUUGUCCUUGCCUUCCGUCGCCUUCUCCAAAGAUGCUGAGAACAAAACGACGGGAGAAGAUGCGGAGGAAACAGAGGCCACCGAGGAAGAGACCAUAAUGGGGAGGAUCAUUUCUGGAUUCCAAGAUGAAAGAUCCACUUUAUGGGAGCUAUGCUUUCGAAUACACAAGGUAAGGGGAUUGGGCUUUUAUAAAACCAAGAAGGGUCUCUUUGCUCUGUUGCCAAAGUUCACCCGUCCUGGGGACCCUAUUUGCAUUAUCAAGGGAUGCGGUCUACCUCUUGUACUACGGCGGAGUGUAACCCAUCAUGAUUCAUAUGAGCUGGUUGGAGGUGGCUAUGUGUAUGGGGUUAUGAACGGGGAGAUGCUGGAAAAGCCUGACUUCAGGUGGCAAGAAGUCUCUCUUAGAUAG